CAGGAUCCUGAGUUUGUCUUUGUCAAUGAAAGAAUGUCUUGGUCCGAUGCUCAGAAGCACUGCAGGGAGAACUUCAUAGACCUGGCCACUGUGAGGAACUUCAAUGACACCAAGAAGUUCCUGAGCUGGCUGCCAAAAAGACUUGUGGUAUGGAUUGGUUUGUACAGAGAUCCUGACAUUAACUGGUCUAAUGGGAGUCUCUCCACAUACACAUACUGGAAAGGCAGUUCAACUCCAUUAGGCUCCAUGAGCGUGGUUUGUGGAGCUGCGGAGAUGCCAACAUCAGGAAAAUGGAUUUUGUCUGACUGCGAAACUAAACUCCCGUUCGUUUGCUACAGCCCUCCAUCAAAACAGCAGGUGAUAAAGCUCAGGAUGAAGCCAGAGGACUCCACUGUGGAUCUGAAUGACCCUGCUGUGAAAGCAGACAUACUGAAAAAGCUCCAGGACAGGCUGAAGGAGAAAGGACUGAGUGGAGUCACCCUGAAGUGGAAAGAGCAGCCUGAUGGGAAAGUUUUCCACAAGGAAGAAAAAUGUUCUCAGAAGAAAAACGAUGAAAACUUUAAGCUCUGCACAUGAAAUGUACCCGUGUUUAGCUGCACAGUAAUGUGUGUUAUCAAUGUUGGAUGAUGAUUCUAUCUGAGACGUGCAUUACAAUAAGUGACUAAGGCAUUCAGUGUGAUAAAUAAUUAUUUAAAAAGUGUAUUGU
This is a messenger RNA of Labrus mixtus (cuckoo wrasse), 706 nucleotides long. RefSeq names its product putative C-type lectin domain family 20 member A. The record is from RefSeq and is a predicted model, not a curated record. The transcript is spliced from 3 exons. NCBI's taxonomy places the organism in Eukaryota, Metazoa, Chordata, Actinopteri, Labriformes, Labridae. The coding region runs from base 34 to 576 and encodes 180 amino acids.